UCUAAGACCUGUUUCUGGUGUUGAUGAUUCCUCAUAUUCCAAAAUUUGAACUUAGAGGAGGAAACGUGAGACAUGUUUACUUCGUCUGUCUGCCUUUUUCCCGUUCUAGACAGAGUUUUGAGGACGCCCGAACUACAGUCUAGUGUCUCGAGGCCCCGAUAGGCUAAGCCUGAGCCUCACAGCACAGCCUUAGGCCUUCCACACGCAAGGAAGAUGGAAUGUCGCCUCACCGGUCCACCAGCACUCAACAUCUGGACUAGCAUUUCCCCUUCUCAGCUAAGCCUCGUGGGAGUGAACACCUGUUCAUCGCAAAGAAUUAUCCCGCAACAGCAUCAAGUUUUCACUGCCCCACAUUAUCGAGUUUAUCCUCGAAUGGCCGACGGCUUUUGACGCCCUCAAUCUCUGAGAGCCAUAAUAUGUAUAAAGGGUUCUGGAUUGCAGCGUUUGGUGGGUGUUUGAGACCGGAGGAUGGAAGUGGAGAUGUGAGAUCAGACCGUAUUCGCGGCCGCC
Molecule: messenger RNA, 510 nt
Organism: Lindgomyces ingoldianus
Lineage: Eukaryota; Fungi; Ascomycota; Dothideomycetes; Pleosporales; Lindgomycetaceae
Exons: 2
Coding region: 214-390 (58 amino acids)
Source: RefSeq, a predicted model, not a curated record